CCCACCUGGGACGUAUCGGUCCCACGUAGGACCCAAUAUCUUUGCUACUUGCUGUAUAAAUUUGGUCUCGAUUUUGGGAACCAAAACUCGCAACAACUUAAUACUUGCAAAUUUCCUACAAGGGAAACCAACAAGUAUUCCGUUGGACGGAGAGAUGGAAAAGAUUCCGGUGGCACGACAGAAUUCUGAGGAAAUCGACAAGUUCCUUGAUGGAGCGGCGAGUUUUGCCGACAUGAUGUUUGGGUUCUUUGACGGAAGCAAUGAGUCAGAGGAAAGUUUAAGGGACUUUGUUGACCGUGAUGAAAGUGCUAACGGCGAUGAGGAUGAACAAAACAAGAUUUUCUGGGAGGCGCAAGAAGAGCUCCUUCAGGCAACAUUGCACCGAACUACUUCUCUAGAAUCAAGAAUUCGACAAGCUACAAAAGAAGCAUUAAGCGAAUUAAAAGUGAUAGGAAUGCAAUGCGCUUGUAGGAGACCGGUGGCUGGAGGUUGCCGGAACUGUUUGCAAACAGCACUCUCGAUUCGUCUCCAAAACGUAGGUCUCAAUUGUUACAUAUGCAAGUCAAAGUGGAGGAGCUCCUCUGAAAUUCCCUCAGGGGAGCACACGUAUAUAGAAGUGUUGGAUAAAUCAAACCCCAAAAAGGGAGAAGUUAGGGUCAUCAUCGAGUUGAAUUUCCGAGCUGAAUUCGAAAUGGCGAGGGCCAACGAAGAUUAUAACAAGUUAAUCGCCCAGAUACCGGAACUAUUGGUUAUCAAAGCAGAAAGGCUAAAAGCAUUGAUCAAGAUUUUAUGUGGUGCAGCAAAAAAAAGCAUGAAAGAGAAAAAAAUGCACUUGGCUCCAUGGAGAAAGCACAAGUACAUGCAAGCGAAGUGGCUAGGAACAUACGAGAGAGCAACGCCGGCACCAUUGCCCGUGGGAUAUUCGGACCGGCCACAAAAGCCCAAGGCUUCAAUGUUAACCUUCGAUCUGCUAGAGAAAUUGCCUGGCUUGCAUUACACUGCCGUGGAAGUUGUGUGAAGAUGAUCAAGAGAAACAUAAUUUUGUUGGCAGAAAUGAAAAUUAAUUGGUUAAGUGUAUAUAAUUAUUGUUAUUAUUAUCAUGGCUUUUCUGAAUUUGCCAAAGCGAGGUAAAAGUUGUUGCGAUAGAGCCUGGAGAUGGAGAAGAAUUUUUGUUUGUUUUAGCACGAGUUUUCUACUCGAGAGGGUAAUGUAAAAAACGUGAUUCUAAAAUACAUCAUUUGUCUGUUUUAGCACGAGAUUUCGACUUAAAUGCGAUGUAUUCCAUGACCUGAUUUUAAGAAAAGAAAGCACUUUUUCCCGGUUCAAAGACAACCAAUGAGUCCACUGAAUGAUCUUUCUUGCUUCACCUUG
This is a messenger RNA of Durio zibethinus, 1371 nucleotides long. RefSeq lists its product as uncharacterized. NCBI's taxonomy places the organism in Eukaryota, Viridiplantae, Streptophyta, Magnoliopsida, Malvales, Malvaceae. The record is from RefSeq and is a predicted model, not a curated record.